This is a messenger RNA of Ustilago hordei, 333 nucleotides long. RefSeq names its product putative RPP1A - 60S large subunit acidic ribosomal protein a1. The record is from RefSeq and is a predicted model, not a curated record. Bases 1 to 333 code for a protein of 110 amino acids. NCBI's taxonomy places the organism in Eukaryota, Fungi, Basidiomycota, Ustilaginomycetes, Ustilaginales, Ustilaginaceae. Gene Ontology annotation, cellular component: cytosolic large ribosomal subunit; ribosome. Gene Ontology annotation, biological process: cytoplasmic translation; translational elongation. The transcript has 3 exons. Gene Ontology annotation, molecular function: protein kinase activator activity; structural constituent of ribosome; ribonucleoprotein complex binding.
AUGGCUUCCUCCGAUCUUGCCGCCACCUACGCUUCGCUCAUCCUCGCUGAUGAGGGUCUCGAGAUUACCUCGGAGAAAAUCGUCCAGUUGACCACUGCAGCCGGUGCACCCGUCGAACCCAUCUGGGCCACCCUCCUUGCUAAGGCUCUUGAGGGUAAAGACGUCAAGGAGCUUCUUACCAACGUUGGUGGUGGAGGUGCCGCUGUUGCUGCUGCUCCUGCUGCUGGUGGUGCUGCCGCUGCCGCCGGUGGUGCCGCUGAGGAGAAGGAGGAGAAGAAGGAAGAGGAGAAGGAAGAAUCUGAUGACGACAUGGGUUUCGGUCUUUUCGACUAA